This is a messenger RNA of Ipomoea triloba (trilobed morning glory), 2616 nucleotides long. RefSeq names its product centromere protein C. Gene Ontology annotation, biological process: kinetochore assembly; spindle attachment to meiosis I kinetochore; attachment of mitotic spindle microtubules to kinetochore. The record is from RefSeq and is a predicted model, not a curated record. Bases 108 to 2381 code for a protein of 757 amino acids. NCBI's taxonomy places the organism in Eukaryota, Viridiplantae, Streptophyta, Magnoliopsida, Solanales, Convolvulaceae. The transcript has 12 exons. Gene Ontology annotation, molecular function: centromeric DNA binding. Gene Ontology annotation, cellular component: kinetochore.
UCCCGCUCAAUUAUUUGUUUCAAAAUUUGGCCGGAUCCUCAGUCCUCCUCGGCUUCUCGCGCAUAAGAUCCUUCAGAUUACGCUCUUAGCUCAGGAUUUAUGGGAAGAUGACGACUGAGCCUCUGACAAUGGAUCCACCCGACCCGCUCCGUGCCUUCGCCGGCCUCCUUCUUUUACCCCAAACAAUUAGGGUUCAGUCUGAAGCUUCAAUGCCUUCUGAACCGAACAACCUCGACUCAAUUCACCAAUUCAUGAAGUCUAUGGGACUAAGGAAUGCUGAAAAGCUUCUAGAAGAGUCCAAGGCCAUUGUCGAUAAUGGUUCAGAGAUUCUGAAUGCUAAUUUUCCAAGAUUUAAGGCAUCUUUGGAUUUAGAUGAUCAUGUUGCUGCAAAGGUGGAAAAGGAGAAGCCUCGAGAGCGAAGGCCAGGACUUGGCCGGAAAAGGGCUCGGUUUUCUAUGAAGCCUGAUACUAGCAGUCAGCCUAACAUUAGCUUGGAAUCAAGUUUGGACGUUGAGCAACUUCAGGACCCAGAAGAAUAUUUCUUAGCAUGCGAGAAGUUAGAAAAUGCCAAACAAGAACUUAACAGGCAGAUGGGUGUUGUAGCUGAUGACUCAAAUAUCAACAAUUUGCCCACUACUGCAAGGCGCCGUAGACCAGGAAUCUUGGGGAAAUCAGUUAGAUACAAGCACCGCUUUUCAUCAGUGCCACCUGAUGACAAUGAUAUAGAUAUGUCCUCACAAGAAACAUUAAAGCAGGAUGAUCUUUGUGCACUGAAAUCUGAUUUGCAGAAAGAAAACAGUAAUGAUGUUGAGCUAGGGGAAUUAGAACUCACAGGCUUAAUAACUGAAAAAGAAAGCAGGGUCAGUGCUAUUUUGGAUGAACUCCUGUCUCGUGAUGCUAAGGACUUAGAUGGUGAUAGGGUUUUGUCCUUACUGCAGGAGCAGUUUCAAAUGAAACCUCCUGAUCUUUCUGCCUUGUGCAUGCCUGAAUUCCCUGCUGCUAGAACUGACUAUAUGACAUUGGGUGAGAGGAUACCAAAGGCUAGGAAGUCGGUGUUGGGAUUACCGAAUUCAGAUAAAAGGACUAGUGACAAGAGACAGAGGGAGGAAAGUCUGCAAAGUAAUUUAACUUCUCCCACCCCACCAAAAAGCCCAUUUUCUUCUCUGGCUUUGUUAAGAAAACAGGUUUUAAAAUCAAAUCCACUCAGGGAUCCAUUCUCACCACUUAAUAUUGAUCUGAAUGACAUUAACAAGAGCUCAGAUCAGGUUGGUUCGGCGAAGGAUUUCAGCAAAUCAGGCAAUUUGCAUGGAGAAUGUAACAUUAAAGGAAUGAACAUUUCAGACCAUCAAGCUGACAGAUCUGCAGAUACAAAUGCACAAAGUUCUAAUAUAGAUAUCAGCCAUAGUGGAUCUCAUGCUCAGAUGGGUGACUGCGGUGGUGGAUCUCAUGCUCAGAUGGGUGACUGCGGUGGUGGAUCUCAUGCUCAGAUGGGUGACUGCGGUGGUCACACUGAUGCAGGUCGUAUGGUUAUGAGGGGUUUGGAGCAGUUAAAUAAUGAGCAGUCUUUGGAGAACUCAGGUGGAGAGACUAUAGCUGUUGGGCAAGGUGAUUCUCAUGGGAGCAUGGAGCGUUGCAAUGGCUGGAAUCAUAUGGAUAUCAGGACUGCUGAUGAAAACUCAGGCAUGCAAAAUAGGGACACUGAAGUUCAACCCAGUGGGCAUGACAUCACAGACAAAGAGAAAAUGCACGACACAUGCAUAUUUAUGCAAGGUCUGUCUCCUGCUCAAGUACAAGUGGAAGCUGAUGACAAAACUAACACUUCCAAUGAAACUGAAACUGAUAUUCAGAAUAAUGUAUCUUGCCGAACGGAUGAGCACGUUGAAGAUAUGCCAUCAAUGUCAGCAUUUCCAGAAGAACAAGAGCACAAUGGCAAUGAUGCACACACAAGUGAGAACUGGAGUGACAAUCAGAAUCCAUCUGAUCAAUCAAAUUCUGCUGCUGUUCAGAACCACUUAAUGGAUAUGCAAAGUGCAUUGCCUGAUAUUAAUCCUGAACAACAUAUCAUGAAGCAUCCAUUGACCAAAAAGCAACCGAGAAAAAACAGUUCCCUGCCUGGAAAUCGUGAAAGGAAAGCACUUAAAUUCAGGCCCAGUCUUGCAGAUGCAGGCACGCUGUUUGAGAAUGGGGUGAGACGAAGCAAAAGAAUCAAGAGCAGGCCAUUGGAAUUUUGGAAAGGCGAAAGAUUAUUAUUUGGGCGUGUUAAUGAGAGCAUGAAGCUUGUUGGUGUAAAGUAUGUAUCUCCAUCGGUGGGAAAUAUGAAAGUGAAGUCUUAUAUUUCAGAUGAGUACAAAGAGGUUGUAGAUCUGGCAGCUCGUUACUAAGCAUUUAAUACUAGUGUGUGGGGAAAAUGCAAAACGCAACACAACUCAACUCAACUCAGCAUAAUGGGUGGAUGGAAUUUUGUGAUUGCGGAUUAUUAUAUCGACUCACUGCUUUUAUCAUAUGCUAUUACUUUCCAAAGCCCUGAAAUGUGUCAACAAUUCAUUUUCUUUGAGUUUAUCAGCUAAUUGCAUAAAUCACUUUAGUUACAUAAUGAAAAAAAACUUAGUUACGUAA